Molecule: messenger RNA, 810 nt
Organism: Seminavis robusta
Lineage: Eukaryota; Bacillariophyta; Bacillariophyceae; Naviculales; Naviculaceae
Source: the annotation of a GenBank genome assembly
AUGACGCUUCGACGAUCCUUAUCUCCCGCCAUGAUUCUUCAACUGUGGAUCCUUGUGGUCCUAUCAACAGUAGUGGAGUCCCUACUACAAUCUCCCACGACGAGCCAUCGAGGCCACAAUCGUCUGUUUCUAGACACGGCCGAAGAAUCCAUUUGGCAAGAACUACUUCCUUUGGGUAUUUUUCAUGGCGUCACUACCAAUCCAUCCUUACUCGAAGCCGCCGGUCAAGAAUGCUCUACUAGCAACAUACAUCACUUGGCACAAACUGCCUUGUCAACACCCGGCUGUCACGAAGUCAUGGUCCAAGCAUGGGGCAAUGCCGCUCCCGAAAUGUACAAGAUUGGCAUGGAAUUGUCCAAACCCGAUCGCGCUCGAAUUGUCGUCAGUGUUCCCGUGACACGAGAAGGAACCAAAGCCGCUGCUUGUCUGAUACAAUCCGGUGUCAGGGUGUGUAUGACGGCCUGUUUCAAUGCCAAUCAAGCCAUUAUUGCGGCCGGAUUGGGUGCCGAAUAUGUGGCUCCCUUUUUGGGACGCAUGACGGAUUCCGGCAAGAGCGGUUUGGAAGAGUGUUUGCGCAUGGGACACAUUGUCAAUGGCAUGCAAGCAACGACGCGGAUUUUAGUGUCCAGUAUCCGGUCCGAAGAUAGCAUGGCCGAAUUAAUGGCAGUGGGGGAAAUGGAUACUUUUACGAUCACUCCCGAUGUGGCACGAGCCCUGUUUCAAGAUCCACUCACACAAGAAGCCGCGGAAGAUUUCCAGGCAGCCGCACAACGAGCGGGCAAAGAUCGUUUACUUCCUCCGACGGAAUAA